AUGAACUCGCAAUACCGUACUUCGAUGCAACAGCAGCAGCGAGUCAAGAAGAAGGAGGAAGAUCCCGCCGAUUUUAUGCGACUGUCUGAAAAGGAGAUCGCGUCAUGUAUCAGCGAGAUGGGCAUCCCAUUCCAACCUUCCGACAUCCUGAGACCCAAUCCGCAGGUCAUUCAAAUGGUUUUCGAGCACCUCGGCGAACUGGUGAUGAACGCCACAAGAGACGCCCUCGAUCCUGCCCUGCGCGCUGCCGCCGAAGACGUUUGUUCCGAGUUUCCCGACCUAGUACCCGUGGAGACGAGGCUGCUUAUGGGCUUCUUCGUACAACUGCGAACCAUGCUCGAACAGUGCGGAAUCCAGGAUUUCUCGUUCAACGACCUCGUUCGGCCGACCCAUGAUCGACUCGUCAAGAUUCUCUCGUACACCAUCAACUUUAUUCGAUUCCGCGAAACUCACACCAGCGUGAUAGACGAAAAUUUCAACAAGGCAGAAACCACAAAGGCCAGGAUCGAGACGUUGUACACUGAGAAUCAGAACAUGGAGCAGAGGCUGGAAGAGAUGAAGCGCAAUAGAAAGGCAAUGGAGGUCGCCGUCAAAGAGAAAAUGCGACGGAACGACGAAUUAAAAGCACGGUUGUUGGAGCUUCGAAAAGGCCAGGAAAGAGUGGCAGAACAGCUGGAGCGCGCCAAAGCCGAGAAAUCACGCUCCCAAUCAAUGUUGGAGGAGAAGACCGAAAGACUGGUACGAGCGAGACAAGAGAGUGAGAAGUUGAGGCCAUACGUGUUGCAAAGCCCGGCUGCCUUGCAGAGCACCCUGACUGAGCUAUCGGACAACCUCGUACGCGAGAAGGCCCAGAUCGAUGCGUUAGAGCGGAGAUGCCGCGCCCUCCAGACAUCAGGUGACAGUUUCAACGUUGUUCAAAACGAUGUACAGGCGUGUGUCAAAGUCCUGGAGGAGAUUGCAGUGGAGCUCCAGAAAGAGGAGGAAGAAGACGCACGAGCGGCAAAGAAUCGCGAUGCUCUUGCAGAGCGUGGAAACAACGUUCGCGAAGUGGAACAGAAUGAGAAACUGCUCCAGCGGCAGCUGAAGAAGUGGGAAGAACGCAUCGAGGAGCUACGUCGGAAGCACAAGGAUCGAGAUGAAACCAAUAAGAUCAAAAUGGACGAGCUGAGAGAGGUUCAGAAGCAGCUUCGAGAUGAGAGGGCUGAGAAGGGCCGGGAGAUGGAGAGAAGGAAAGUUCGGAUCGAGCAGACCGAGAAGAAGAUGGCUGAUCUCAAGGAGAACAUCGAACAGGAGGUACACUCCGCGCACGAGGAGUAUCUCAAACUUGAGUCCCACAUCAAGUUGUAUAUUACGGAAAUGGAGCAAAGUAUGUGA
Molecule: messenger RNA, 1374 nt
Organism: Fonsecaea multimorphosa CBS 102226
Lineage: Eukaryota; Fungi; Ascomycota; Eurotiomycetes; Chaetothyriales; Herpotrichiellaceae
Exons: 3
Coding region: 1-1374 (457 amino acids)
Biological process (GO): attachment of mitotic spindle microtubules to kinetochore; kinetochore organization; meiotic chromosome segregation
Cellular component (GO): Ndc80 complex; kinetochore
Molecular function (GO): protein-containing complex binding
Source: RefSeq, a predicted model, not a curated record